AUGGACCUCAAGCCAAGUUUCAGCCUGAGGUCAGUUUCAGCAGUGCAGCGUCAGUCUCUGACCUUUCUUGAGAAGCCCACACCGAUACCAGGCACGUACCCAGUACGAGAUUUCCUGCAGGAAGCCCAGCUCAACCCCGUGAAACCCACGUACAGCUUCAAAGGAGAAGGCAGAAGGAGAACCCCCAUCUACGAGCAAACCACUGACAGCUCCCUACCAAGCGCUUCUGCAUACGUUCCUCCUACUUUCAUAGAUCUGGCAAGGAAAAAGCUAGCAACAUACUCAUUUAAAAGCCUACCGAGAGGAAGUCCCAGUACCUUAUGUUUUAAAGACAAGGAUAUCAACACUUCACCUGGACAGUAUGACAUUGGCUUUCCCCCAGUUUCCAUAUUUGCUUCCAAGCAGUUUAUGUUUCGCUCUGUUGUCCAGAGGUCCUCAAAUAAUUACUUCAUUCCAAAGGAAGGCCCAGGCCCAGGUCACUAUGAAGUAAGGACUGGACCGUCUCGCACCGUGUGCUCAUGUUUCCAGUCCAAAGUGCCCAGGAUGCUGCCAGUCCGCUCAGAUACACCAGGGCCUGGAGCCUACGAACCCACAAGACAGUUUCCAAAGCAGCCACGAACUAUUGCUAGCUUGGGUCAGGAGCACAGCAUCUUCUUCAGCAAUGCAGCUGGGUUUUAG
This is a messenger RNA of Nothoprocta perdicaria, 678 nucleotides long. It is a transcript of the gene STPG4, whose product is annotated as sperm-tail PG-rich repeat containing 4. Gene Ontology annotation, cellular component: female pronucleus; male pronucleus; germinal vesicle. Gene Ontology annotation, molecular function: chromatin binding; histone binding. Gene Ontology annotation, biological process: epigenetic programing of male pronucleus. The transcript is spliced from 6 exons. The record is from RefSeq and is a predicted model, not a curated record. The coding region runs from base 1 to 678 and encodes 225 amino acids. Lineage: Eukaryota; Metazoa; Chordata; Aves; Tinamiformes; Tinamidae.